GGCUGCAACACUUGCUCGCCCAGUGCUUGCAAUGCCAGGUUCGACCGCCUGUGCAGCUGCAAUCAUACCACCAUUACCAUUACGAGCUUCGUUGAACGCCGAGCUGACCUUCACCAAUAGCUCCAAGGCCAAUCUUGUACCUAGCGAUCUCGCAACUUCUCUGAGCAUCGUCAUUCCUCGACUCACUCACCACUGAGCGGUUCAACUUCCAGACAUCCUCCCUUCCUCCAUCACUUCAGCGGCCCUCAGAGUUCCUCCAUCAUGUCUUCGAGCCGUGGACUUACCAUUGCUGGCCUAGCGGUGGCUGGCGGAGUUGGCUACUAUCUGUAUAAUGCUGGUGGCGACCCCAAAGUUGCUCAGAAGAAACUCGAAGCCGAUGCCUCCAAGCUCUCGUCCCAGAUAAAGAGUGAGAUUCCGGGGAAAGAAAAGGAAGCCGAGAAGAAAGGCGAAGCCCUCGCUUCUCAAGCAGGCCAGAAGUUUGACCAAGCUUCUGCUGACGCCAAAGCCAAACUCACCGAAGCCGAAGCAAAAGCCAGGGAAGUUAGUCAAAAGACAGGCAGUCAGAUCAACAGUGCAAUCGACAAGUUCGACAAGACCGUGGAAGAAAAGGCCGCAAAGGCAAAGAGUGGGAUAAGCAGCUGGUUCGGUGGCAGCAAGUAGGUCAAAAUGUUCUGAUGGUACUGGUGUUGGCGUCGGUGGAAUACCAUAUUUGUACAUUCCUGCCCGUCGGAUGCUUCGCAUUGAGAAAUCCUCAAAUUGGGAUUCCACCACUCUCAGUUGACGAAGUAUGACUCUAUCGGUCUAGUGAGCCUCCAUAAUGAUCUCAGUCACACAAACCAUGCUAUUUGGUUCUAUGAACAAGCUAUGAGCUGCUGUUCCCGAAACGUACUUCGGGAGAUGUGGAUAAUGUUGCCAGGCUCGAGUUACCCAAUUCUCCACGGGCUCAAGCGCACGAUAGUGUGCAAAGUCGGCACGUCCAACACACUAUGUGAGCUGGCCACAAGAGCAUUAGCGACUGGUGCUUCAGACUCUGCUGUGAAUCUUUGCCUGGCAUGGACAUCGCCUCAUUGUUUCCCACGGAAAAAG
This is a messenger RNA of Cladophialophora immunda, 1086 nucleotides long. RefSeq lists its product as uncharacterized. The record is from RefSeq and is a predicted model, not a curated record. The transcript has 3 exons. Bases 262 to 660 code for a protein of 132 amino acids. NCBI's taxonomy places the organism in Eukaryota, Fungi, Ascomycota, Eurotiomycetes, Chaetothyriales, Herpotrichiellaceae.